Molecule: messenger RNA, 2563 nt
Organism: Tricharina praecox
Lineage: Eukaryota; Fungi; Ascomycota; Pezizomycetes; Pezizales; Pyronemataceae
Product: pyridoxal phosphate-dependent transferase
Exons: 3
Coding region: 296-2284 (662 amino acids)
Biological process (GO): heme biosynthetic process
Cellular component (GO): mitochondrion
Molecular function (GO): 5-aminolevulinate synthase activity; pyridoxal phosphate binding
Source: RefSeq, a predicted model, not a curated record
CAACUUUCUUUCCCAUAAACUCCCUAAACCCCCCCCAACACCUCCCCCACUCCUUCUCUUCCUCUCACUUCGACCUCCCUCCAUAAACUCCCCUCCCCCCAUAAUACCCGCCAUCCCCCCUCCAAAACCCGCCAUCCGUACUCGCUCCUCAAUUCAUUCUCUAGCUUCGGCCCGUCUUUGGCAUUUGCUUGCUUAGUCUAACUUUUCUCCCGGACGAAUACAAACCACUACUACUACUUGCUUAUCCACCAACCGAAAACCAAACAAAACCAAACCCGUCGAAUUUUCGCCCAUCAUGGAGCCCGCUCUGAAGCACUCGACCAAGGUCUGCCCGUUCCUCAAGAAGACGUCCAUGAGCACCCUCCGCGCCCUUUCCACGUCCACGUCCGUCUCCAGCAGCGGUGGCGCUAUGUCGAACCUCCGAAUCGUCGCCGAGCGCUGCCCCAUCAUGUCGCAGGCUAUGGCCGUCCAGAGCGUCGGCCGUGGCUCGACCAUGAACUCGGCCUUCAGACGCUCCUCGGCCGCCAUGUUCGGCCUCGGCCUUCAGCAGCAGAAGCGCUCGUACGUCGUGCCGAGCAAGCCCAGCGCUUUCGGCACCACCAACACCAGGUCUGCCGAGGCUGCCGAUGUGUCUGAGGUCCAUAGAAGGGCUGGCGUUAUCGACACCUCAAAGGGGAUUUGUCCUCAUGGUUCUGCCGCCAUGAACGCCGCGAAAAUUGCCGAUGCCUUUUUACCUGCUAAGGGCACUCGAGUCACCCUUCCCACCAGCGCCCGCAAGACGACCAGCAACGUCUGCACUGCAAAGUUCGAUUACGAGGCUUUCUACUCGUACGAAUUGGAGAAGAAGCACAAGGACAAGAGUUACAGAUAUUUCAACAACAUCAACCGUCUCGCCAAUGCUUUCCCCCAAGCACAUCUGGAGGACCCCAGCCAACUAGUCACGGCAUGGUGUAGCAACGAUUAUCUUGGUAUGGGAAGGAACCCGGAGGUCCUCAAGGCGAUGCACGAGACAUUAGAUACGUAUGGAGCUGGUGCCGGAGGAACUCGAAACAUCUCGGGACACAACAAGCAUGCGAUCCAACUCGAAGCCACGCUUGCCAAACUGCAUGCGAAGCCCGCGGCGUUGGUGUUCUCGUCGUGCUACGUGGCGAACGAUGCGACGCUGGCGACCCUCGGUUCGAAACUGCCCGAUUGUGUGAUCCUGUCCGACUCGUUGAACCACGCUUCGAUGAUUCAGGGAAUCCGCCAUUCGGGAGCCAAGAAGAUGGUGUUCCGUCACAAUGAUCUGGAGCACCUCGAGUCGCAGCUCGCGUCGCUACCCCUCCAUGUUCCCAAGAUCAUUGCCUUUGAGUCCGUCUACUCCAUGUGCGGAUCCAUCGGCCCGAUCGCCGAGAUCUGUGACCUCGCCGAUAAGUACGGUGCGAUCACCUUCUUGGAUGAGGUGCACGCUGUUGGAAUGUAUGGACCACACGGUGCCGGUGUUGCUGAGCAUCUCGACUGGGAGGCUCAUGCUACUGGUAACCACGAGGGAACCAUCAUGGACCGCAUCGACAUCAUCACCGGUACCCUCGGAAAGGCAUACGGUUGUGUCGGUGGUUACAUUGCCGGAUCCUCCAAGUUCGUCGACGCCAUCCGUUCCUUGGCCCCCGGUUUCAUCUUCACCACUUCGCUCCCCCCAGCCACCAUGUCCGGUGCCGCGGCCGCGAUCGAGUACCAGUACAACUACAACGGCGACCGCCACCUGCAGCAACACCACGUGCGCAUCGUCAAGUCCGAGCUCGAGGCCCGCGACUUCCCCGUGAUCCCCAACCCCUCACACAUCGUCCCGGUCCUGGUCGGUAAUGCCGAGCAGGCCCGCGCGGCCAGCGACAUGCUCCUGAACAAGCACGGCAUCUACGUCCAAGCGAUCAACUACCCGACCGUGCCCAAGGGACAGGAGCGUCUACGCAUCACCCCCACCCCCGGCCACACCGAGGUCUUCCAGCAGCAGCUUUACGCGGCCCUCGACGACGUCUGGCAGACCCUCGAGCUCAAGCGCACUUCUGACUGGGCUCGCGAGGGCGGGCUCUGCGGAGUCGGCCAGGUCACCGAUGUCGAGCCCAUCUGGACCGACGAACAGCUGAGUCUUGAGGCUUCCAACACCACCAACACCAACACCACUACCACCACUCUUGCUGCUGCCGCCGCCGCCGCGCCCGUCGUCAUCAAGGCCGGCCGCGCCGGCAUAGCUGUCGACGAGAUCCUCGAGAAGGAGCUCAGUCGCUCCAGCGGAAUCGUUGCUUAAUGAAUCAACUGCCAUUUGCUCUUGUUGAUUGUUCUUUGGCGACUGUUGUGUUGUGUUGCGUGUGUUGCGUGUUUUUAGGCUAGGCUAGGAAUUGGAUCUGGGAAUUUUUUGUGUGUGUGCAAUUGGAUCAUCUCUACUACUGUGGCACCGUUUUUGGCGAUUUUUUGAGAUCUUUGUUAUGUCGGGCCGUAUAGUCCGCAUGGUUUAUUCUUCUGUUCUGUUCCGUAAAGAAGUAGAGAAGUAGAGUAGAUGGAUGGAGGUCGAAGAAUCAUUUUCUGC